Molecule: messenger RNA, 1932 nt
Organism: Camelus dromedarius (Arabian camel)
Lineage: Eukaryota; Metazoa; Chordata; Mammalia; Artiodactyla; Camelidae
Gene: RNF183
Product: ring finger protein 183
Exons: 2
Coding region: 925-1497 (190 amino acids)
Biological process (GO): protein ubiquitination; positive regulation of endoplasmic reticulum stress-induced intrinsic apoptotic signaling pathway; response to endoplasmic reticulum stress
Cellular component (GO): endoplasmic reticulum membrane
Molecular function (GO): ubiquitin protein ligase activity
Source: RefSeq, a predicted model, not a curated record
UAAGAUGAAGAAGUGGCUUUUAAACUUUUUUUUUCCUUAGAAGCUCAACUCUUCAACUUGUUCAAAUGACGAAUAUGAGAAAAGCCAAGUGUUUCUGGUUGAAAUGGGGAAGUAGGGCUGCAGCACGCCUCCUCCCUGACUCCCCUUCUAAUUAAGCCCCCAAGGGUGGUGGGAUGGCCACGUCUUGGACUCUGGGAUCUCAGCGGUCAGUGCCUGCCAGGCUGACCAUCUGUGUUCUGAGAACAAAGGAGGCAGCAAGGCCUGCAUGUUCUGGUUACAGCUCCUUGGGCACAUUAAAUGAUUAGAAGAGAACAGGAGAGGACUUUCUGAAUCUGAUAUUCAGACACUAUUCAGAGAUUUUAGGCUGUGCAGUAGAUGAAUUUCGCAGCGACUGCAAGGCGGGGCAGCCCCUUUGUGUGAGAAGGAGGUUUCAGCCAUUUUAGAAAAAAAAAGAAAUGAGGGCCCAGGAGAGAGGAAGCCCAGAAGGCUCACUUACCCUCUCCUAAUCUAGAAAAAGGAAAUUGCCGCCCCUGCCUUUCCAGGCCAGGGAUCGAGGUCUUGAAGAGACCGCCCACAAUCUCGCAGACACCUGGCUUCUAGGGUUGGUUGGUCGCCACGCCCCAGGGGAACCCUUGUCCCUCACCUCCCCGCUGUGCCACCUGGGCAGCUCUCUGGCCUUCGCUGCAGGCAGGUGUGCUCCAGAGGCUGCAGCCUGGGCCACCUGGCAGCUCCAGGUGCUGCGUAUGUGCUGCCAUGGAGACGGGCCCCAGUGUUGGUGGUGAGAAAGCAGUCUCCCAAAGCUUUGCGGAUUCUGGAGAGGAAGAGACUAGAGCCUCAGGCCCUUCAGGGUAGUCUGCCUAACCACUCUAGUGCCAAGGAAGCCCAGGACAUCUCCUGCCAGAUCUUCCAGCAUCUGGUCUGAGGAUGGCCGAGCCACAGGGCCGGGAGCCUGAGUGCCCUGUCUGCUGGAACCCCUUCAACAACACGUUCCACACCCCCAAAGUGCUGGACUGCUGCCACUCCUUCUGCGUGGAAUGCCUGGCCCACCUCAGCCUGGUGACUCCGGCUCGGCGCCGGUUGCUGUGUCCCCUCUGUCGCCAGCCCACUGUGCUGGCCUCUGGGCAGCCUGUCACUGACUUGCCCACAGAUACUGCCAUGCUCACCCUGCUCCGCCUGGAGCCCCACCAUGUCAUCCUGGAAGGCCGCCAGCUCUGUCUCAAGGACCAGCCCAAGAGCCGCUAUUUCCUGCGCCAGCCCCGGGUCUACACGCUGGACCUGGGCCCUGAGCCUGGGAGCCAGACUGGGCCCCCCCAGGACAUGGCCCCCUCUGCCAGGCCUAUGCCUGUUCCCAUCCCCAGCCACUACUCUCUCAGGGAGUGUUUCCGCAACCCUCAGUUCCGGAUCUUUGCCUACCUGAUGGCUGUCAUCCUCAGUGUCUCUCUGUUGCUCAUCUUCUCCAUCUUUUGGACCAAGCAGUUCCUCUGGGGUAUGGGAUGAGAAUCUGUUCCAGACAAAGAACCAAGCCCUUCUUGGCUGCUGCUGGGUAUGGGGACUAUAGAGCCUCAUUUGGAGCUGUCUUCUUUUGUAGUAUUGUUCAUUCUCACAAUCCAGGGGUGAUCUAGGCUGUUCAUCUGCUUCUGGAAACAGAGAGUCUUACUGUAAUGAAAAACCUCUAACAGCUAAAGGACUGGGAAAAGAUGAGAAGAGACCUCUGGGUGUGAACCACGGGCCAUGGAAGGACAGAAAAGCAGACCUGUGAUUACAGCGUUAUGUAGCAAGUUGUGCCAAAGUGCUGGACAAUGGUAUCCAGAAACCUGACCAGCUCAAAUAGCAAGUUACAUUUCUUACUGGAGCUGCUUUGAACUUGGAUCACAUUUUUUUUUGAGUUGCUCUUUUUACUACUUGUUGCUAAAACAUUUGGAACAUGCACUU